AUGGACAAUCGUUCAGGCGCCAUUUCAACGCCGAACGAUUCGUCCGUCUCCUCACUCCGAAACACGGCCAACAGCGGCAAACCUCAGACUACUUCGACCCUCCCCGCUCCUCCAUCUGGCUAUCCUUCUGUGCAGAAUGUCCCUACCUCCAUGAUGGAUGUCGAUAACCCUACACUGGUGGAGGAUCGUUCACGUCGAGCUACUAGUGUUCUCUCCAUGGAUGAUAUUGAGGCGGCGCAGGCCCUGGAGGGGCUCCGUACAGAGUACGGUCAACCUCCUCGAAACGUGUCGCAACAAACCUCCAGCCCCGACUCCAAACCGCAACCCGAACCCCUCUUAUCAUUGCUGACCUCAACCCAUCCUCUGAUAUCCUCCGCGAUCAACGGAUCCGUCUCGGCAUACACCAGCUCGAAAUCAUACUCGCCUCGUUUCAAAUCGGGAGCCGAGUUCCUCGAACGCAACAUUGGCUCCCCCGUCGCCAAUACGGUUGGUACGGUUGGCCGCAAAACCGGAGUCGAGAGCGGCCUUCGAUGGGCGCUGCAGCGUCGUGGAUCCGGCCCAACUGAUCCCAAACGGUCUAAGCGUCGCAAAGUGAGCGGGGACAAACAUCCAACCGAAGUAGACUUGGAGAAGGGCUCUGACGAAACAUUGUCGUCUCGCCGCGGGCGUAGCUCCUCCGACCUGUCGAUGGGUGAGCCUCUCCCGCCAUAUGACGACCAGACGUCGCCCAGCUACGAGGAGGUUGGUCGGCAAAACUCUUCGCGACCUAACCCCACGUGGCAAAGUCGAUUGGUGAUCUCCACCUCGGGAUUGGGUGUCGCCAUGAGCGAGGAGUCCCUCCGCAGCUUGCAGUAUUGUUUGACCUGGUUGCGAUGGGCAAACGGACGGCUGGGCAAAGCCAUCGUGGCCUUGCAGGGUGCCCUGAAGGAAUGGGACAAUGCCAAGAAGGAUAAUGAUCCUAACCAGGACACCUCCUUGCUGUCCCAGCGUAUCCAGGCCGUCCGGGAGGACGUCUUGUCGACCUUGAAGCAGGUUGUAGAUGUUGUCUCCAAGUAUGCUGGGGGUGCACUGCCAGAAAAUGCCCGGAACCUGGUUCGCCGACACCUCACUUCCUUGCCGCAUCGAUUCCAGGUAGCUUCGACGUCGAACCCUCCACCCGACUCGAGUGCGGCAUCCUCUGAUGCCACGAUUAACGCUCAUCGCAUCUUGGUUCUGGCACAGGAAGGUCUAGACAUGAUGGCGCAAGUGAGUGGAGUGGUGAAUGACACCCUCGUCAGCGCUGAGCUUUGGUGCGAGCGGCUGGGCAAGAAGCGGCCCGACAGCAAGCCCCAGAGCGCAGCUCAACCGCCCGAGUCGCACAAUGCGUCGUUUCCGCCUGAUGUGAAGCAGCCUAUCCGCGAACCUUCCCAAGAUGUUCCAAUGACCGGGACAGAGGAGAAGGUAUAG
This is a messenger RNA of Aspergillus bombycis, 1446 nucleotides long. Its product is annotated as putative clock controled protein (Ccg-8). Gene Ontology annotation, biological process: regulation of transcription by RNA polymerase II; endoplasmic reticulum unfolded protein response; phospholipid biosynthetic process. Gene Ontology annotation, cellular component: endoplasmic reticulum; nucleus. The transcript is spliced from 2 exons. Gene Ontology annotation, molecular function: transcription corepressor activity. The record is from RefSeq and is a predicted model, not a curated record. The coding region runs from base 1 to 1446 and encodes 481 amino acids. Lineage: Eukaryota; Fungi; Ascomycota; Eurotiomycetes; Eurotiales; Aspergillaceae.